Molecule: messenger RNA, 1172 nt
Organism: Magnolia sinica
Lineage: Eukaryota; Viridiplantae; Streptophyta; Magnoliopsida; Magnoliales; Magnoliaceae
Product: aspartic proteinase CDR1-like
Exons: 2
Coding region: 14-1165 (383 amino acids)
Biological process (GO): proteolysis
Cellular component (GO): extracellular region
Molecular function (GO): aspartic-type endopeptidase activity
Source: RefSeq, a predicted model, not a curated record
CCAUGACCGCACCAUGGCCGCACACCGCCGCUCCGACUCCCGACUCCACUACUUCCAGUCACGUCAAUCAAGAUCAUCAUCAAUCAAUGUCCCAAACGCCCCUCUUCGGCCCACUUUAGGUGAGUAUGUGAUGAGCUUCUAUAUGGGCACACCCCCAAUUAAGAGGUGGGCCAUCAUCGACUCAGGCAGCUCGUUGUUGUGGGUUCAAUGUGAGCCUUGCGUAGAAUGUUAUGAAAUGAAUCAGCCCCUAUUCGACCCUUCCAGGUCAGUGACGUUCGACAAGGUUACCUGCAGCAAUAUUUUUUGUGAGGUCGAGUACACCGCCUCGUGCAAGCCCAACACUAAUGUCUGCAUAUUCAAGGAGACAUUUGGGGAUGGUGCAGUGACGGAAGGCGACGCUGCUUAUGAGGCAUUCAUCUUGGAGGAUACCAACGGUCCCAACAUUACGCUUGAAAGCAUCAUCUUCGGUUGUGGCCAUGAAAUUACCGGAGCCUACGACGAAGAUGAGGCCGGUUUGGUGGGCCUCAGCAGGGAUCCGUAUUCGUUUGUUAGGCAGAUAGGGGCCCUUAAAUUCUCCUAUUGCUUGGUUCCAUUCUAUUAUUUGAAAACCUGGAGCAAGAUCCUUUUUGGAAAGCAAGCUCAACUUACAGGCAAUUUUACACAGAUGUUAAAGGUUAAGGGCCAAGAAGAGUUUUACCAUGUCAGUCUUGACGGCAUCAGCGUCGGGAAUAACCGGCUACCAAUCAAAGAAGGACUAUUCCAUGCCAAUGAGAAGGGUGAGGGAGGAUUCAUAGUCGACUCGGGCACAACAUACACACUCCUCUUCAAGGAAGGUCUCGAUGCCUUAAUCAGUGCAUUGGAUGAUGAAAUAUUUCUAGACCCGGCUGAGGACCCCUACGGAAGACUUCAUUUGUGCUACUAUGUAAAUUCGAUCAAUGACUUUGAGGUCACACCAGACAUAACAUUUCAUUUCACCGGAGCCGAUGUAGUUCUACCCAAGAUAGGGACCUACACAGAGGUAGAUCGCGGCAUAUAUUGCCUGGCCAUGAAGCCGACCACUGACGUUUCGAUCUUAGGAAAUCUAGCACAGCAAAAUCGCAUUGUGGGCUAUGACCUUGAUAAGGAAUUGGUUGCUUUUGCCAAGGCCGACUGUACCAAAUUCUAGUGUUUGC